UCUACACUUCUGAUGAGAAGCUGUGGUGAUGACUCUAAUGUCGCUCCACCGUGCUCUUGCCAGCUAUAUAAGACCAAUUCUUCUCGUGUCGCUGGUCAGAACUUGCACGUUGUCUCUUGUCUUAUCCACAAAUCAGUCAGCCAUGCCUAUCGAAGAGCGCGGAAUAGCUCGCUUCACCGCCGCCCACCAACAGAGAGAAGGUGGUGGAUUUCUUGUGCGCCGGCCAAUCGGCGGAGAGAUCCGAGAAUGCGACCCUUUCCUGAUGCUGGACCACUUGGGGCCCGUUGUAUACGGACCUGGAGAAGCAGUGGGUGCCCCUGAUCAUCCACACCGUGGCUUCGAGACUGUGUCGUAUAUCAUUGAAGGUGGAAUGCAGCACAAAGACAGUGCGGGCAACAGCGGUACACUUGCACCGGGCUGGGUGCAAUGGAUGACUGCUGGCUCGGGCGUUGUUCACAGUGAAAUGCCGUCUGAUGAGGUGCUGGAGAAGGGCGGGAAGUCUGAGGGAUUUCAGCUCUGGGUCAACUUGCCCAAGAAAGACAAGAUGAUUCCGCCCCGCUACCAGGAUACGCCGCCUGAAAAGAUUCCAGUGGCAACCACAGACGAUGGCCAGGUGACUGUGAAAGUGAUUGCCGGAGAAAGCUUGGGACAGAACGCCUACAUUGAAACACGCACCAAAAUUCUUUUCUUGGACAUCAGGCUGCAGCCCGGUGCCACAUUCGUCCAGCCUGUUCCUUCGAGCUAUGAUGGCUUCGCGUACGUGUGGCGUGGAUCCGGUCAUCUCGGCCCAGACGCGGGCAGCAAGAGUGCGGUAAUGGGAGAUGUUGCCGUUCUCGGUUCUGGUGAUUCGUUCCGGCUGAAGGCGGAAGACAGUCAGUCCAUGUACGUACUGCUUAUCGCUGGAGAGCCCAUUCGUGAGCCGAUUGCACGCCACGGACCGUUCGUCAUGAACACGCAGGCAGAGAUCCGCCAGGCGUUCCACGACUAUCAGACAGGCAAGCUUGGCUCGAUCGACGGGUCAGAGGAGAGAUAUGCUAAGACGGUAGCAGCGAAGCAAAAGCAGCAGUCCACCGGGCGCUGGCAAAAGGACCAAGGUGACCUGUGAUUGUGAACACUGAACAGGUGCUUGCACAUGCACAUACACCAGUAACAGUUGUGGUGCUUAGUGUGUUUAUUUCUUGCUCAAUAGUCACUGUAAUAGUGUUGACUUUAGUCUAUCUGAAGGUACUUGCCAUGGCAUGCUUAUUAGUGUUCAGCAUUAUUCCUGGUUAUGCCAACUCUUGAAUAAAAGGGUUUAGAUGAUAGUCUCGUUCUGAAGUGCUACUGCCUGCACUGUUCCAGUCAGCUGGUAUCACUUGACCAUACAUGUACUCUCCUUCUAUGCAGCUGCUGCUUAUAAGUUAGGUAGUAUUAGGAUGCUUUACGAUUCGAGAAGUGCUGGAUAUUGACUUUCCUUUAUCGAAUUUUUCAAUUGUGUAUUUCUUGAUGUCUUCUUGAUGCAAACUGGCUAUUAGUUCUUUAGGUAUGACCAUAAUUUAUUUUUAAAUACCAUGAUGUUGCCUGCACACUAUGAUGUAGUGUUGCUUGCUUUCCAUUCAAAUCCUGCUUGUUUUAGAUGUCCUAUUUUGCAAUGCCGCACCCUGGAUACCUUCUGUAAUCUGCAUUGUAUUCAUGUAGAUGAUGAUGUCUCUAUUCAAGUAGCCUAUGUGUCUGCUUACGUACGCUUACGCUCCCUCGCCUUAGUUCGGCUUCGUUGGCCACUCUUUCUCAGUUUCUGGUUACAAAGGAACUUGCCCUCAUGCAAAGCCCGCUGUGUUUCUCGCAGUUAGAGCACCCGGACUUCGAUGCUUUGAGCUGGUUUAGACAUGCUUUGCUGCUCACUGGAUUUCACUGUGAUCAGUUCGGCCAUUGACUCUGA
This is a messenger RNA of Sycon ciliatum, 1918 nucleotides long. RefSeq lists its product as uncharacterized. Bases 29 to 1105 code for a protein of 358 amino acids. Lineage: Eukaryota; Metazoa; Porifera; Calcarea; Leucosolenida; Sycettidae. The record is from RefSeq and is a predicted model, not a curated record. The transcript has 3 exons.